GCCGGGACGUUAGCGCCGCUUUAGCACACGUAUAGUAUUAGUGCAGUGGUAGAUUUUGUGGACGAGGGUUCGAGACAAGACUCCCCUAACUGUGUCAGCCUCCUGUCAGAGUAUCCUCUCUAAUUUACAGUUCAUCUGCAAUUGUGUGCCAGGAUUUCGGAUCCUAGAUAGCCAGCAAUGACGUAGUGUUUGUGUAUUGCGGACCCUGAAGGACCGAAGGGCGCAACCUUCAUUUCUGGAUUCUUUUGAUGUUCGUCUGUUCCUGAUGUCUUGAGGCAGCUUGUCCGUAGUUUGAAAACCACUGAGAAAUUCGAUAGAAUGGACAUUUGAAGGGAACUUCCUCCGCAUAGUUCCUAUGGAUAUGUCUCCAAAACUUGACCAAUUCAAAAGAUCUCAGAUAGAACGAUGACGACGCAGUGGGUCGCCUGCUUCUUGGUAAUCUUCGCACUUCCACCGUGCUUCGCGCAGCCGCACAGAAACCGGCACCACCUUCCAGAGCCCCAUGCCGAAGCUUAUCACAUGGCACGUGACCCCUUCGACCCCCACAGAGACUCCGAGGAGUUCCGGAGGGACGCCCCCGACGACAAGAGGGACUUCUCCCACAAGGACAGCAAGGGCGAGGAGUCCCUCGUGAUCCAGACGAAGAAGGGCAAAGUGCGAGGCAUCACCAUAAGCGCGGCUACCGGCAAGAAGGUGGACGCCUGGAUGGGCAUACCCUACGCGCAGAAGCCCAUCGGUAACCUCAGGUUCAGGCACCCGAGACCGGUGGAAGCGUGGGAGGGCGUCAUGAACACGACCACGCAGCCCAAUUCCUGCGUGCAAAUCAUCGACACCGUGUUCGGGGAUUUCCCCGGGGCGACCAUGUGGAACCCGAACACGCCGCUCAGCGAGGAUUGUCUUUAUAUCAACGUGGUAGUGCCUAAGCCACGUCCAACCAAGGCCGCCGUCUUGGUUUGGAUUUUCGGUGGUGGAUUCUAUUCGGGAACAAACACCUUGGACGUGUACGAUCACAAUAUCUUAGUGUCCGAAGAGAACAUUAUACUAGUGUCGAUGCAGUAUCGGGUGGCUUCGUUGGGUUUUUUGUAUUUCGGCACUCCGGAAGUACCGGGAAACGCCGGGAUGUUCGACCAGAUGAUGGCGUUGCAGUGGAUCCGAGACAACAUAGCCGCCUUCGGGGGCAAUCCAAACAAUAUAACCCUGUUCGGGGAAUCGGCGGGCGCUGUGUCCGUCUCUUUACAUCUCCUAUCGCCCUUGUCCAGGAAUUUAUUCUCCCAGGCCAUAAUGGAAUCGGGCAGCGCGACUGCACCCUGGGCUAUAAUAUCGCGAGAGGAGAGCAUCCUGAGAGGUCUCCGACUGGCGGAAGCCGUUCAAUGUCCCCAUGAUAGGAGUCAGCUCAGCGCCGUCGUUGAAUGCCUGAAAAAGAAGGACCCGACGGAUCUCGUGAAUAACGAAUGGGGCACGUUGGGCAUCUGCGAAUUCCCCUUUGUGCCGGUGAUAGAUGGCGCUUUCCUCGACGAGCACCCGGUCAGGGCCAUGAGCAACAAGAAUUUCAAAAAGACCAAUAUCCUCAUGGGCUCGAACACCGAGGAGGGUUAUUACUUCAUCAUCUACUAUCUGACCGAAUUAUUCAGGAAAGAGGAGAACGUCUACGUGAACCGGCAGGAAUUUCUGCGUGCCGUGACCGAGCUGAACCCUUACGUAAACGCGGUCGCGCGACAAGCUAUAGUUUUCGAAUAUACGGAUUGGUUGAAUCCGGACGAUCCGGUCAGUAACAGAGACGCCCUGGAUAAGAUGGUGGGCGAUUUUCAUUUUACAUGUAACGUGAACGAGUUCGCACACCGUUACGCGGAAACCGGUAACAACGUGUACAUGUACUACUACAAGCACAGGACUGUGGCGAACCCUUGGCCCUCAUGGACGGGCGUGAUGCACGCCGAUGAAAUCAAUUACGUCUUCGGAGAACCGCUGAACCCUACUAAGAGCUACACUAACCAAGAGGUUGAUCUCAGUCGCCGAAUAAUGAGAUACUGGGCCAACUUUGCCAAAACAGGCAACCCUAGCCUAUCACCAAAUGGAGUUUGGACGCCAACAUUUUGGCCAUUGCACACUGCUUACGGUAGGGAAUAUCUCACCCUAGACAUCAACUCGACAGCAACAGGAAGAGGUCCCAGAUUGAAACAGUGCGCUUUCUGGAAGAAAUAUCUACCUCAGCUCCAGCAACUCACAGAUGAACUACAAAACGCACCAUCGAAGAAGAACUGCACAGAGACAAGCGAGGCUGUGUCCAGAAGGGCACACUUUGGCACGAUCGUGUUCAUUUUACUGUUCAGUGGAAUCAUCUGAUGAAUGAAUACAAACUGAUGUAGUGAAACCUUUUCAAGUACCAAGAUUAUUUAGUCCGUGGAGUUAUGGUUCUUAGACAGGAAACCGCCUUCAAGAAUUCACUGGAAGAUGCGAUCUUGCGCUUUUUAAUCACGUAGGGACAAAAGAGUCGCUGAAAGUAUAAGCUUAUGACAAUUUUCAAAAACAGUUACAUUGAACUGAACUCUAGAUAUAUAUCAUUGAAGAACCACAUUAGCGGUUUGACCUAAGUAUGUAGCAAUUAUUGCUGUAACUCUUUACUUUUAUAUUUUCUACUAACUACAAACACUAACUAAUCUAUACUGUGAUCUGAUUAUGAAGAAAUGCAUAUCAUUAUGUGGCCCUAUGGCUACGUAUUAGUUAACGAAAUCUAUAUAAAUAUCAGCAGGCUUUAUCUCUUCCCAGAAGAGUGAGAUGAAAAUUUGACUGCAAACCUCCAUAGAGGUCACCAUGUCGGAUUAUUUUCACCUUAUUUCAUUCCUAUCAGUUCGUGAAAAUUAUGACUUUAUGAUACUAAAGUAUAUCGAGAAAUUUUUCAGAGAUUUCGUAUCUGAUUCAAUGCUUUCUACAAAAUAUGGAGGAUAAGUUUCUACACCUUUGUACCAACUGUAUUCGAUAUUUUUUCCUGAAUUUUUAUUUCUUAGCAAUAAUCAAUUAUGAAAUAAACACUCUGUUUUUCUGAAAACUGAUGAAUUUCUUGAUAUAUCAAGGCUGGUUGUUCAAACUAUCUGCACACAAUUUCAGUACGCUGAAACUUUCGCCAUGUGUAUCUCAUAUAUACAGGAAAGUAUUAUUCUCAUCUGACUCAACAGACAUUUAUUUUUCCGUACUGCUCAGAGUGACUUUUCGAUCUUGUAUCGAAAAAAAGGCCUAGUUUUGCGUAUCGAUUGAAAACGAUUUGGUUCGAAUUUUUCUUCCUGAAAACUUUAUCGAAUGCGGGCAGUUUUCAUAAUAACUGCUUCCAAAAUGAACUUGUAAAUGUCGACCAAAUCUUCAAGAAAAAGUGUAUACCUAGUAUUAAAAAAAUUUGUUCAAUUUGAAGCUGUAAUUCGAUGACAAUAGUUCACAAUAGAUUGAAUUGAACUAAGUCUAUCCCCAGAAAAAGUGAAGAAUUUGUAAGGAAACAAGUAUUGGAUUUUCUACUCGAAAUGAACAGAUAAUUUUGAAUUUUCCUUAUUUUCUGAAAGAUACGAUAAUUUCUUAACCAAUUCCUAAAUUGUUCCUCCCUUGAGAUCACUUUUGUAGUUUUUUUCCUAUCAAUUUUGGGAUUAUUGUUCUCAUCUUGAAAAACUAACUGGGGAUUGGCAAUUUCCACAGAAUAGCCUAGUCAAAAAUCGUGUCAUUUCAAUGUAUUCUGCUUUAUAAUUAGGGCUCCUUAUCAUACCAACCAUAGUUCUUUACGAUGGCUUCUGACGAUGAAAAACUUGUAUAAUUUUCAACGCACGAAUCACAUGGCACUAAAAAUUAAAUAUUUAUGUGAAGGAUUUCUUGAGAAUCGAAUACGUUUUACAUUCGAUUUGUUAGGUACCUGUACUUGUUAGUUUCCUGUAGUUGUUUAAGUGUUAGUUCAUUUAAUGAAGAAGUUGAUAAACUUAUUUAUAUGUAUAGUUGAAAUGUUAAAUAAGGAUGCUCAACUGGUCAAUGCGAUAGGAAAAUUGUCAACAGAAGAGGCAGUUCAACAGAAAACCGUCAAAUAUGUGGACCACCGAGAUUUCACCAAUUAUAGGUCACAGAAACUUGGUGAAAGUUGAUAUAUUGGCUUAUUGGCAUUCUGGUUUCAUACCUAAGAUUUCUUUCUCGAAAUAUUUCGAAACUCGUUCAAUUUUUCACAUAGCAUUCCGUAAAUAAACUGGAAAUAGAAUUUUCUUAUUUGCCUA
Coccinella septempunctata (seven-spotted ladybird) is the source of this 4238-nucleotide messenger RNA. Its product is annotated as acetylcholinesterase-like. Gene Ontology annotation, biological process: choline metabolic process; acetylcholine catabolic process. The transcript is spliced from 5 exons. The record is from RefSeq and is a predicted model, not a curated record. Gene Ontology annotation, molecular function: acetylcholinesterase activity. The coding region runs from base 406 to 2343 and encodes 645 amino acids. NCBI's taxonomy places the organism in Eukaryota, Metazoa, Arthropoda, Insecta, Coleoptera, Coccinellidae. Gene Ontology annotation, cellular component: plasma membrane.